Messenger RNA from Peronospora matthiolae, 405 nucleotides. The record is from the annotation of a GenBank genome assembly. NCBI's taxonomy places the organism in Eukaryota, Oomycota, Peronosporomycetes, Peronosporales, Peronosporaceae.
AUGAAGUGCAGUUUAAAAGACGUGUGGUAUCUGGCAGCGGCGGAUAACGAGUUGCUUCGAGCUGACAAGUCUCCGGGACGUGGUGGUAUGGCUCAGGCGAAGAGGAAUUUAGCAAGAAAUGAUCUUUUGAACAUGGAGACAUAUAGUAGUAUGGCUCAGGCGAAGAGAAAUUUAGCAAGAAAUGAUCUUUUGGACAUGGAGAUCUUAGGACGAGGGCCAGUGCUAUUCCAGAUGUGCUGCACCUGCCUGGUAGUGCAAUGGGAAGGCCGCGUACUGGGUAGCAGUAAAGGCUGUGAGUUCGAGUUCUCCAGGAACGAUCAGUCGGCCAGCGAUAAUUCAGCCGGAAAGAAACUGAAAUGGAUCGGUCCGUCCAGCGCACUCUUGCCAGAGUCUAGAAGCUUAUAA